Molecule: messenger RNA, 5267 nt
Organism: Amoebophrya sp. A25
Lineage: Eukaryota; Dinophyceae; Syndiniales; Amoebophryaceae
Source: the annotation of a GenBank genome assembly
AGUGUUUCGUCGACGUCUCUUCGUUCGCUGUUGAUGAAAAUAGGUGAAUAAAGACUAUUUGGACUUGGAAAGAAAUUGUUGACCUUACCAGCUUCGUUUCCUGACUUCCUUGAUUCAUGAAAGAUGAUGAGUAAGAUUAAGAACGUGCUCUUGGGUGUUGCGAAACGUCGUAUUAUUCCGUCUCACGCGGUUUCUGCGCAGCAACAGCAUCUGCGUGGUGUGAGUGCUGCUGCCGCGUGUGCGGGGCAUCCGCCAGGACGCGCGAUGCAGAGCAACGGGCAUGAGACCUCUGCAAAAGCGUUUGGUAGAGAAAAUCCAGGUGGUGGAAGUGGAACUGAUCAUGUGCCUCCUACAUUCAGCCAUUUCGUGAACGGUUCUUUUCAGCUGAAUCCAAGUGGCACAGUGGAUUCUUCACUUCAUCAACAAGUGGAUUACCGUGAUGUAAUCUCUCCCGUGACGAAUGUCGCAGUUUCCCAGUUCCCAUGCGCGAACGAUGCGGACGUCGCGGCGGCGGUGUCCGUUGCCCAGAGGGCCUUCGAUGACCGAAAGGGUUGGGCUGGCAAUCGCGCUAAGCGCGUACAGGCGUUGCAGAAAAUGGCCGCUGCCUUGCGCGAUCCGGAAACGAUGUCUGAACUGGCGGCUUCGGAAGUCCAGCAGAUCGGACGCCCACUGCGCGAAAUGCGGUUCCAGCUGGGCCGUCUCCACGAAUGGUUUGACUACUACGCUGCGUUGCUGCGUGUGCAUGAAGAUGCGGUGCUGCCCCUUCCAGAAAGCUCAAAUUAAGGCAAACACAACUACGAGGACUAGCUGGAGUAGUCCAUAAUCUAUGUGGCACUUUCCUCCAACGUUUCUGCAUCUUCGAAUUAGUUGCCUACUGUUGCUAACUGGUGCACUUCCUUCCUUAGUCGUUUGCUCGCGUUGAUGGGCUAGAAACUUGCUGCUGCUGUUGUUGGUGUUGUUGGCGUUCUGUGUCUUACAAGAUGGGCCUACUCCUAUCAUCACUUGAUUCAGGGGCCUUUUCAUUUUCCUCUCUCCCAAAUAGAGCCGUCAGGGGUCCAAGCGGGCCACCUCUUCUUCUUGCGCCUCUAUCUGUUCGACAGUGCGAAAUCGAGACUGGGGCUGCGGCCAAUCUUGACUUCGCAGUGUGGAAUCAAGACUCGGGCGGCGGCCAAUGAUCUUGAUUUCACAGCGCGGAAGCAAGACCCGGACUGCGGCCAAUCUUGAUUUCACAGUGCGAAAUCAAGACUCGAGCUGCGGCUAAUCUUGAUUUCGCAGUGCGAAAUCAAGACUCGGGCUGCGGCUAAUCUUGGUUUCGCAGUGCGAAGUCAAGACUUUUCGUAGAUCUUUGCCGACUACGACAAAUCUUGAUUACGCACGGCGUAAUCAAGAUUUGUCGUAGAUGCGAAAAAUCGUUUUCAUCUUACGAAGAUUUGUCGCAUCUACGACAAGUCACGUCUCCACCACAGUGGAAGCAGGUUUUCGGGGGGUCGGCCAAGAUCUACGACAAAUCUUGACUCCGCACUGCGGAAUCAAGAUUUUUCGUAGCCGGCCAAGAUCUGCGACAAAUCUUGACUCCGCAGUGCGGAAUCUUGAUUACGCGCGGCGUAAUCAAGAUUUGUCGCAGAUGCGACAAAUCUUCGUAAGAUGAAAAAGAUUGGUCGGAUCUACGACACAUCCUGUUUCCACCAGGUUUCUGGGGGGUCGGCCAAGAUCUACGACAAAUCUUGACUCCGCACUGCGGAAUCAAGAUUUGUCGCAGCCGGCCAAGAUCUGCGACAAAUCUUGAUUCCGCAGUGCGGAAUCAAGAUUUGUCGUAGAUCUUGGCCGACCCCUCAAAAACCUGUUUCCACUGUGGUGGAAACAGGAUCUGUCGUAGAUGCGACAAAUCUUCGUAGGAUGAAAAAGACUUGUCGCAUCUACGACAAAUCCUGUUUCCACCACAGUGGAAACAGGUUUUUAGGGGGUCGGCAAAGAUCUACGACAAAUCUUGAUUCCGCACUGCGGAAUCAAGAUUUUUCGUAGCCGGCCAAGAUCUGCGACAAAUCCUGACUUCGCAGCCCGAAUCUUGAUUACGCACGGCGUAAUCAAGAUUCGUCGUAGAUGCGAAAACUCUUUUUCAUCUUACGAAGAUUUGCCGCAUCUACGACAAAUCACGUUUCCACCACUGUGGAAACGGGAUUUGUAGCAGUUCUGCCAAACCUACGACAAAUCUUGACUUCACAGUGCGGAAUCAAGAUUCGAGCUGCGGCUAGUCUCGAUUUCGCAGCGCGAAAUCAAGACUCGGGGGGGCUGCGGCUGAUCUGUCGUAGAUUUUGGCCGAUCUUGCAAAAACCUGCGUUACGCGGUGCGACCCACGAGCCGCCUCUGGUGCAGAAAAUAAAAAAUCAGUUCCUGAUGCAUAUUUUUCGCUCUGAUAAAGGUAAGCACCGACAGAAUGGACUUUACGGAUUUCAUUCGUCUCAAAAAUAAUCCUAGAAGGAAAGCUCCAGUCUGUCGCUGCGUAUAUCGUUAGCCGAAUGCUAGCCCUAGCCGACAGCGAACGCAGCUGCUAGUUGAAAUGGAUAGACGCCGACCGGUCGCAUGGCUCGCGUUGUUGUUCCUCUUUUUGCGUUUUCGUUGUUGGGCCAGGCGGUGGCGGAUGCUCUCCCGGACUCAUGUCGUCGAUAGAAUAACACACAGCACCAUAUUAACACUAAGCAACUUUUUCGGACCUGUUAGAUUUGGUUGGCAAAGUGCCACUAAGUAAUAGAAAAAAGAUUAUGUAAGUUGUAGAUCAGCAUCAGGUCGUCGCAUGUCUUCAAGGAGAACGUAGUUCCAGCACUUCUUACAUACAUUUCUCACUUAUCUGUGUCUGUCCCAUUGAAAGUAACUGCCAUUUUUUUUCGAUUUAGUGUCGGAUGUGUAUUACUUAGAACAUAUACGAGAAUAAAGAAGGCUCAUCUAAGGAGGUUUGCUGAACUAUACGCGGCGCGUGCCUCUGGGAGUGGUUGCACAAAUUACGCCUUGGAAUCACCCGCUUUUAAUCACAGUCAAAAAACUCGCUCCAGCACUGGCAGCCGGAAACGCAAUCGUGGUGAAGCCUUCGGAGCUCGCGCCAAACUCUAUUGUUCUGCUUGCAGAAAUCCUCACGAAAGCCUGCAACGCAGAUUUACGUAGCGAUGAAAAAUCGAGUAUAGGCCAAUAAGUCUCUCCUGAUGAUCGUCUAGAAGGAAUUGAGUUUGAGUAGUAUUUAACUUUUCCUAGUUAAUACCAACAUGAGACAAGUAAGUUGUACUUACUAGAAGCAGAGGUAUCGCCCUGUAACUUCUGAUUCGAACAUACGACUUCUAAGAAUUUCCGAGUUGCUUCCACCGGGGAUUCUGAACGUAGUCCUAGGUGAUGGGCGUACUGGGGCUGCACUGGUUGGCGAUUCGCGCAUCGCGAAGGUUGAUUUCACAGGCGGGCCGUCGACUGGCCGGGCCAUUGGUCGCGCCGCAGGAGGUAACCUCGCUGGAUACAUCGCAGAGCUUGGCGGAAAAAGUCCAAUGGUGCUCUUUGAUGACGGACAGCGCGGUGAGCGCAUACAGCAGUUGGUCAAUGGCGUCACUUUCGGAUGCUUCAUUGCCAGUGGCCAAACGUGCAUCGCGGGCACGCGCUUGUUAGUGCAGAAAAGCUUGGUCGAAAAAUCUGACUUCUUGGAUCGUUUGGUCGAGAAAGUAAACGGGCUCAAGGUGGGUGAUCCGCUGGCUUCGGGAACUGGUUUGGGCCCUGUAAUCACGAAAACGCAGCUUGACUUCAUCGAAAGCACAGUACAAGCAGCCGUGAAGUCUGGCGCAAAGGUGCUGUGUGGAGGCGCACGAAAGACUGGUACUUAAUUUAUAUUUUCAAAUUCGAGUGGGGUACUGUACCUACUAGUACAGCUUUCUCUAGCCGCCUCCAUCUAUUGAGCAUGUUGUACUUGCACAUAUGUUGUCUUUGUAAUACUAAGUAAGAGCACCAGCGGGUAAGUUGUGCCAUCCUCACUCUGUUUUUAUCAUAUCUGUUUCUCCGGAACUGAGCCGUCAUGACAUGGUGAAGAUUCUAAUCCAUAGAUACAUCUCAUCGAUGUCAGUCAAGGAGUCAAGUUUUAUCUCGAUAUCAAUUUCUCUUUUGUCAUUCAGACUUUCCAGCUGACUCUCCUUUGCGUGAUGGGAAUUUCUUCGAGCCUAGUGUGCUAUUGUGCGAUUCCCACGAUAACAUUGUUUUUCAUACUGAACUCUUUGGGCCUGUUCUUGCCGUGACCAUGUUUGGAACGGAGGAGGAAGCGGUUGCGCUGGCAAAUGGCACUGAAUUUGGCCUCGGUUGCAGUGUGUGGAGCAGCGAUGUGGCUCAAGCGCACCGCGUGGCAGAGCAGAUUGACAGUGGUAUCGUAUGGAUCAACGAGCACCAUAAAAACGAUCCAAGUGCACCGUGGGGAGGAGUGAAAAAAGCCUCUGGUAUCGGACGAGAAAAUGGGCGCGAUGCUUUCAACGAAUACACGCAAAGCAAAUCUAUUGUGGUCAACUGCGCACCUGGGGGUGCUUACACACAGGACUGGUUCGGUAACCUCAACGCAAGAUACAACUAACCAAAAUUGUGGUACACGAGAAUUCUUUUCGUAUCACCUGAUAGAGAUAGGUACAUUCGUGGUGUAUGACAUCAUGGUAACGCAAAUCGCUGCGGCAGCAUUCGGCACCGCAAUCGACAUGAGAAUUAUAUUUAUUAUAUUUUCAUCCUUUUCCUUGUACAUCUACGUACUAGAAAGCUCGACGUGAUGAGGCAUUUUUUCGAAGAAGAAUCGAAGUACAGAUGCGCUGCAGAAACAUAGAAUGAAAGCAGACUGCCCUCACUCGUUUCAAAUAGUGUUAACGUUUCACCCAUCAAGGAACAGAUUGAUAGUAUGGAUGCAUGGGUAAAUAAAAAUAUCUAAAUUGAUCGACGCACGUCUAUACGACCUAGCUUGCUCGCAAAGCAAGCAAAAGGCUUUUGACUUUCUCAGUGUUUGUUUCUACGCCAGUUUGUACAAUUUUAUCCAGGCUUUUAAGUAGGGGGAAAUUUGAUGAUCCACAAAAAUGUACUUGUACCAGUAGAAAUAUCUUAUUCCGAUGGCGAUGCCCACUUUUUCGAGGAAAAAUAUCUGAAAAUGAUGGUUCACAAAGUAAUGUUGAAUGAUGUUCGAUGCUCUGGUGUGCUGCUUCGACCGACAUAGCAGUUGUAACUAUUCCGAAUCGUACAUUCGCGGUGUUCAUCAAAUAAUGAUUGUAAGCAGA